UGAUUCAAUCUUAAUCCGAGUCCCACUCCCACACACAAAUGUCUGUUGCUGCGGGUCUGCCAUCGCCCAACCACGUCCAGCGCGGGUACCUGUACAAGGAGGGCGGCUCGAUUGUGAGCUCGCGGUGGCAGCGGCGCUGGUUUGCGCUCGAGUCGAACGAGACGGCGAUCAGCUACUGGAAGUCGAGCGCAGCCACCGCCGAGGCCGCACCGCUCGGGACCAUCUACAUUGAGGACGUCGUCGCAGUCACCGACCUCUCGGCCACGGGCGACAAGCGCGUCCUCCUCAGCAGCGGCGCAGCAGCAUCAUCGGGUGGAGCGGCAGGCUCCAAUGCUGCUGCCACCACUGGCUCUGCUACUGCUGCUGCUACUACUACUACUACUACUACGACUACUACUGGCUCUGCUGCUACUGCUACUGCUACUGCUGCCGCGGCUGGGUCGACGGCGACGUUGGCGCCUCGCGCUGGUCCAACCACCCCGAAUGCCUCGUUCACGAGCUCAUCAUCCGUGGCUGGGCUGCCAUCGGAAGCUCAAUUCCCUUUCAAAAUCACAUGCGUCAAUCGUGAUUACGUGCUUGCUGCGGAAACCGCGGAGGACAAGAACGAGUGGGUUCGCGUGCUGCGCGAGGUCUGCCUCACGAAAGCCGAAAUGUUCCCCGUGGCCGGAGGCGCAAGUCGCGCUGGAUUUGAUCCGCCGCACUUUGUCACUGCAGAAUGCUUUGUGACGCGGGGUGUGCGCAUUCACGGCCGGGUACCAAUCUCGUUGCUCGGAGCACUGGCACCCGGAUUGCAUCCUGAUAAGAAACGACGCGACGAGCGAGGCUGGUUUGCCGACAUUCAUGUCCCAGUCGCCCGCUUGGUCAAUAUUUUCGUUGGGUUUGGGUUUCAGCUGACCACCUUGUUUGCAACCGAGUCCAUCAACUCGCUGGAUCCGACGGGUCCCACAGUUCCGUCCACGAUCGCCGUCUUCACCAUGCCGCAGCAACGGGCGCGAGGGUUUACUGUUGUCGCAUCUACACCCAUGAAACGGCCGCCGCCUCCGUCGGUCGCCCCAACAACUGCCAACGCCUCAACUCCACCUCCGAAGCCUGCACCCAUCGGAGCACAGCGUUUGCCGCCUGCUUCGCCUGUCGCGCUCAAAGCGACGCCGGCACCUGUAGCCCGGCCGCCUCCACCGGCACAAUCCCGCCCCACCAAGCCCGUACCUCCAGGCUCUGCACCACUGUCGCCAUCACCCACUGCUGCAGCUGCUACUUCGCCUGCUGCUGCCCUUGCUGCUGCUGCUGCUGCUAACACACGACCAGUCGUUAAGCCAGAGCGACCACCAGCCGCUCUUGCCUCCAAUCGCAUGUCCACCACUUUCCAGCUCACCGAUUUGAUCGACGAAGAGCUCGAGUCGCUAAUGCGCAAGUUUGAAAUGUCUGCGGAUUUCGUGUGAUUUCGCAGUGUGUUGUCUAGUUGCGAGCCGUUUUUUGAGUUUUUCAAGUACCUUGUCAAGUUCGUGUUGUUAUUUUUUGCUAUUAGAAUCAGCGGGUUGCCUUUUCAUCUGAAAUCAGCGGUUUCUUUCAAAAAUAUACACACCAACAACA
This is a messenger RNA of Capsaspora owczarzaki ATCC 30864, 1590 nucleotides long. RefSeq lists its product as hypothetical. Lineage: Eukaryota; Filasterea; Ministeriida; Capsasporidae. The record is from RefSeq and is a predicted model, not a curated record. Bases 39 to 1439 code for a protein of 466 amino acids. The transcript is spliced from 4 exons.